This is a messenger RNA of Nelumbo nucifera (sacred lotus), 2191 nucleotides long. Its product is annotated as interactor of constitutive active ROPs 4-like. The record is from RefSeq and is a predicted model, not a curated record. Lineage: Eukaryota; Viridiplantae; Streptophyta; Magnoliopsida; Proteales; Nelumbonaceae.
CGAGAGCCGAGAGGUGAAGGAACAGCGUGGUGCAACAGUCGAGCUUUGAGCUGUAUCAAAUGGUUCAGAUGCUUCCUGCAACCAACCAAGAUUCUGCUCAAUCAGCGCACAGGUUGGAUUUUCGAGAAGCGUAGGAGGAUUCGCAGUUCGAUUGUGUCUUCGAGCUUCAAAGUUCUUCUUUUGUCCUAUUUUACCGCCUUCUGGGGUUUUGUUUUGAAAGGAAAAGAACGUUGCUGUCUGUCAGAUUGUCAACUAUAAAUAGCUCUCCACGCCCAGCUCUGUAAAUUUUCAUCUUUGUCCUCGUUUUUCAUGGAUGUUCUCUGAGAAUCCGGGAUACUAUAGGAGGAGAAGGUGAUUGAAGGCCUGCCUGCCUGCCUUCUUUUCCCUCGACGACCAAGCACCGAUCUCAUCUCGCCUCUAGAGGACGGGGACUUGACCUACUUGUCGCUUCUCCUUGUGCAACUUGUUCAACAUGCCGAGGUCGAGAGGGUCAGAAUUGCCUCAGAGGAAAGCCACUCGUGCUCCAGUACAUCUCAGGACGUCUGGUCAUGAGGCUGAUCCGCUUCACAAUCGACCCACUAUUGAUCGAAGUCCAAAGGCGGGUGAGCGUCGAUCUCCACGAGGAACUCAAUCCGAUCCGUUGCAUCAAAAGAAGCUUGGCACCCGCAUUACCGACCUGGAAUCUCAAUUGGGUCAGGCCCAAGAAGAGCUGAAGAAACUGAAAGAGCAGUUGGCUUCUGCAGAAGCUGCCAAGAGAGAAGCUCAAGAAGAGCUGGAGAAGAAGGCCAGGGAGCCAGUCGCCGAGGAGACCACUAAAGAAGUAGAAAAGCCACUUCCUCUAGAGGAAAUCCAUAAUUCCAAUAGGGAAACUAGCUUCAGCAAUCCAGAAGAGAGUUGGUCAGAAACUGAUGUUUUCGAAGUUCCACUGGAUAAUAUCCCCUCUGAACCCAAGAGCGAGCUUACGAACAUGACCGAGCAAGAAGAGAAUGAAGCCGGUGAAGCUGAAGUUGGGUGUCACAUUGCUGAAACUGAAGCAACACUAGUGUUAGAGCCGGUGAAACCACCAUCGGAUGACUGGGGCUUGGUGAGUGCAGAGAUCAUGUUGCUCAAAGAGAAAUUGGCUGAGAAGGAGAAGCAAUUGGAGGUGGUUCGGGAAGAGAACGAGCUUUUGAAAAGGAAAGUAAAGGAGGCAGCAGUGGAGUCAGCUGCAUUUCUAGUUAUGGAGGAAGAAACUGCUCUGAAGCUGGCUAAAAUGGGAGAGGACCUGGAACAGAGUAAGGCGAAUGUGGCUCGACUGAACCAGCAAUUAGAGAUGGAGGAGGGAGCAAAGGCAGCAUUAGAGACAGAGAUGAAGAAGCUGAGGGUGCAGACUGAGCAAUGGAGGAAAGCAGCAGAUGCAGGUGCAGCUGUGCUAGCUGGUGGAGUGGAGAUGAAUGGGAGGGUAGCAGGGAGGUAUGGCUCGAUGGAAAAGCAUCUCAGCGAUGGUGGGUUUGAAACGGCUGGUGGGUACACUGGAUUUGUGGGGUCUCCAAUGCUGGGAGAUGAUUUAGAUGAUGGAUUUGGAAGUGGGAAGAGGAAGGGUUCCGGGAUCCGGAUGUUUGGAGACUUGUGGAAGAAGAAAGGGCAGAAAUAGAUCAUACCCGAGCCCCUCUCUCUCUCUUUCUGCACUGAGUCUGUGCUUGGUGCUUUAAGCUUACUAUUUGUGUCUUAAUUGCGAAAUAGUUGCUUACGGUUUCGCAUAUGGGCAGAUUCUGUGUGCUGCUUUAUCAUCUAGCUAGGUGUGAUAAUCGAUAUUUUCCUGUUAUUAUUGAUCAAAUUGUUUCUUGUGAUUCAACUAUGACUAACCCAUCUGGGUGUAAUUGAUAGCCACCUUUUACUAACGGAUGAUCUUAACCAUGUAGCAGUCUUACCUCCAGAUUUGAAGCUUUUGAUGGUGUUGCUGAGCUCUACUACCUAAUACAUGAUUUUAAGAACUUUGGUCGUUUUUCUUUCCAAUUUUGUUUUGCAUUUCAGACCCAACCCGGUCUCCAAAAACCCAUCAUUUUAAACUAGGAAAAGGAGAAGUUUAGCUUGCGAAUUCUAUGGUACAGAAAAGCAUGUCUUCUGUUCUGUACUAGUACUGCAGAUUUCACUUUCCACUGUAAAAUGUUGCACCCAGUUUUGUAGUGUUGUCACCUGAUACUGUUGUACA